UUGUGUUGCUGUUGCUGCGUACCUACUAAUUCGUUUUUUAAUAUGAUUCAAUAAUUAUAUGGUUAUCCUGUUUAAAUAUUUGCAAAUAUGACGUUGAACUUGGGAAGAAAAGAUGGUGGGCCUGGCUACGUCGGCAUUCAGUUUUGCCAAGAGUGCAACAACAUGCUUUAUCCGCGCGAGGACAAAAACAACAAAGUUUUACUGUAUGCCUGCAGAAAUUGUGACUACAAGCAACUCGCCGACUCCAACUGCGUGUACGUGAACAAAAUUAUGCACGAAGUGGACGAGCUGACGCAUAUAAACCCUGAUGUGGUGAGCGACCCGACGCUCCCGCGCACCAAGGAUCACAUGUGCCCGAAAUGCAAUCACAGAGAGGCGGUGUUCUUCCAGGGCCAAACCAGACGCGCCGAGGAGGAGAUGAGGCUGUACUACGUGUGUACGAGCUGUAAGCAUAGGUGGACUGAGUGAACAUUGUGUGCUGCUGUAAUUUUAAGAAUAAACUGUUUUA
Cydia splendana is the source of this 508-nucleotide messenger RNA. RefSeq names its product DNA-directed RNA polymerase II subunit RPB9 (gene RpII15). NCBI's taxonomy places the organism in Eukaryota, Metazoa, Arthropoda, Insecta, Lepidoptera, Tortricidae. The transcript has a single exon. The coding region runs from base 88 to 468 and encodes 126 amino acids. The record is from RefSeq and is a predicted model, not a curated record. Gene Ontology annotation, cellular component: RNA polymerase II, core complex. Gene Ontology annotation, biological process: transcription initiation at RNA polymerase II promoter; maintenance of transcriptional fidelity during transcription elongation by RNA polymerase II; DNA-templated transcription. Gene Ontology annotation, molecular function: zinc ion binding; DNA-directed RNA polymerase activity; nucleic acid binding.